Armigeres subalbatus is the source of this 2760-nucleotide messenger RNA. RefSeq lists its product as uncharacterized. Gene Ontology annotation, molecular function: nucleic acid binding. The transcript has a single exon. Gene Ontology annotation, biological process: DNA integration. The record is from RefSeq and is a predicted model, not a curated record. Lineage: Eukaryota; Metazoa; Arthropoda; Insecta; Diptera; Culicidae. The coding region runs from base 1 to 2760 and encodes 919 amino acids.
AUGGACGACUACUUUGAUAGUGCUGACACGCCAGAAGAAGCAACGGAACGGGCAAUGCAAGUGAAGCUAAUCCACUCGAAGGCUGGCUUCAAUAUGCGAAAUUGGGUCAGCAACAGCGACGUGGUCCUGCGCAAUCUCGGUGAGGUAUGCGAGCAGCGAUUGUUAUGUAUUGAUGGCAGCAAGGAAGAAAAACAGCAACGAGUCCUUGGAAUCGCUUGGAUGCCAGAGAAGGAUGUUUUUGUGUUCUCUACGAAUUGGUCGAGUCAUCUGGCUCCGUACAUUUACGACGGAUUACGACCAACAAAGCGAAUCGCUCUACGCAUAAUUAUGAGCCUAUUUGAUCCAGUUGGAAUGCUAGCUCCGUUUUUGAUUCAUGGCCGUAUUAUGAUUCAAGAUUUGUGGCGCAUUGGCCUGGAUUGGGAUGUUAAAGUGGAGGACAAGGAGUUCGAAAAGUGGCAGCGCUGGUUCAGUCUACUUCCGAACAUCAGCGAACGUGAGAUUCCUUGCUGCUAUUUUGGCGACGCUCAUCCUAAAUCAUACCGUUCGUUAGAGCUACACAUCUUUACCGACGCUGGUGAGUUGGGCUAUGGUUGUUCGGCAUACUUUCGGAUUGAGACCGACAAAGGUGUACGGUGUUCAUUGGUUAUGGCGAAAAGCAAGGUAGCUCCGUUGAAGUACCAAUCGAUCCCACGUAUGGAGCUACAGGCCGCCUUGCUGGGAGCAAGAAUGAUGCACACCGUUUGUGAAAACCACACGCUACCAAUCAAAGAAAAAUUCAUUCAUACUGACGCAGAAGUAGUUCUGGCCUGGAUACGUUCUCACCAUAGGAACUACAAACCAUUUGUUGCGUAUCGUGUUGGUGAGAUUUUGUCGCUGACACAGCCCGAGAUUUGGCGGUACGUUCCGUCGAAGGAGAACAUUGCGGACUGCCAAACAAAAUGGGGCAAAGAAACAGUACUACAAUCUGGUGGACAAUGGUUCAAAGGACCGUCGUUUCUAUAUCUUCCUCGAGAAUUCUGGCCAAAGCAAAAGAAGAUAGCGGAUACUUCAGAAGAACUGAGAACAUGUAUCCUGUUACACCACGUCGCAGUCCCGAAAAGUUUGAUGGAUUUCACACGAAUCUCUAAAUGGAAGGUGCUUUUACGAACCGUGGCAUUGGUGAGGCGUUUCAUUUCUAACUGUCGUCGGCGGGUGCUGGGUCAAUCUAUAGAAACCAUUAAAGCAAGCAAAGUCCAUUCAAAGCUUCUUCGUCGUACAGUGCCAGCGGAAAUUGUUCAUCUGCGCCAGCAUGAGUAUCAGGGAGCUGAACAGUACCUGUGGCGCGUGGCGCAAAGUGAUUACUAUCCGGACGAAACAAGAAUCCUUUUGCAUAAUCGCGAAGAACAGCAAGACAACAAACGAUUGAAUGUCGAGAAAACCAGUCCCCUAUAUAAAUUGUCCCCGUUUAUUGAUGAGUUUGGCGUCGUAAGGAUGGAAGGUCGGACAGCGAAUGCGAGUUAUGCAACCUUUGACGCUAGGUUCCCGGUGAUACUACCAAAAGACCACCCAUUAACAAAGUUGCUACUGGAGGAUUACCAUAUCAGAUAUGGACACGCCAAUCGCGAAACGGUUGUCAACGAAGUACGUCAGCGAUUCCAUAUUUCCAACUUAAGAUCGUCAGUGGAUAAAGUGAUGAAAAAAUGCCAGCGUUGUAAAGUGAUGAAGUGCCAACCUCAAAAUCCAAGAAUGGCGCCGCUACCGGAAGAACGACUGACCCCAUUUGUGCGACCAUUCAGUUACGUAGGGGUUGACUACCUAGGGCCGCUAGAAGUUGCUGUUGGACGUCGCCGCGAGAAAAGAUACGUGGUCGUCUUUACUUGUUUGGUCAUCCGUGCCGUCCAUUUGGAAGUAGCUCACAAUCUUUCUACCGACUCGUGUAUCAUGGCCAUUAGAAGAUUCGUUCGUAGGCGAGGGUCUCCAGUAGAGAUAUUUUCGGACAAUGGUACUAAUUUUGUUGGGGCAAGCAAUGAGUUAGCUGAGCAGAUUAAAACCAUAAACAAUGAGUGCUCCGAAACGUUCACCGAUGCACGUACCAAGUGGACUUUUAAUCCGCCAUCCGCACCACACAUGGGUGGUGUAUGGGAACGGAUGGUACGGAGUGUCAAGGAGGCUAUACGAGCGUUAGACGACGGGCGUAAGUUGAACGACGAAAUUUUACUAACGGUUCUAGCAGAGGCGGAAGGCUUUAUAAAUUCUCGUCCGCUGACCUACAUGCCUCAAACAUCGGCGAAUGAUGAGGCGCUCACGCCGAACCACUUUAUCUUGGGGAGCUCAUCCGGGAACCAUGAUCUCUUGAGAACUCCGGUGAACUUGGCAGAAACGUUGAAGACCAGCUAUAAGAGAUCACAAUUUCUUUCGGAUGCAGUAUGGUCUCGAUGGAUAAAAGAAUACUUCCCAACCCUGAACAGGCGGUCCAAGUGGUUUGAAGAGUCUAAGCAAGUGAAAGUUGGAGAUUUGGUCUACGUAGCUGACGGUAAUCGGAGAACGUGGAUCCGUGCGAAGAAGGUUGUCGAAGUAAUUGUUGGAAGCGAUGGUAGAGUGCGGCAAGCUGUGGUACGUACAGCGAGUGGUAGAGAUCUCAAGCGACCGGUUGUCAAACUAGCUGUUAUGGAAGUGGCAGAUCGUGAAUCCUGCGAGCAACCCGGAGGAUAUACCCAGGACCCACGGGGCGGGGGAUGUUCUGGCACCACUGCAGCACUCCGGGCAGAUGACAGAUGCUGA